Molecule: messenger RNA, 2451 nt
Organism: Thlaspi arvense
Lineage: Eukaryota; Viridiplantae; Streptophyta; Magnoliopsida; Brassicales; Brassicaceae
Source: the annotation of a GenBank genome assembly
UUACACGGAUCAACCCAAGCCAAUAUACAGAAACCCGUAUACCCGGGCAUGAGCUUUCUCGUUAUGGAGGCUUUGAUUUCGUCUCUCAAUUUCGGGUCGGGUACGACCCAAGUCUUGUGCUUCUUAAAGGCCUCCUCAAACGCCUCGUUGAACCGUCUCAGAGACCCCUCAGCCUUCGCCUCCGCCAUUGAAUCUCUGGGGAGUGACGUACUGACUCACCUUGACCUCGUGAUUUGCCACCCAAUCGUCUCCCAGCACGACCCUCAGGUUCGAUGUACGGACCUUGAUCAGGAUGUACCGGAGGCUGUUGGCGAGGAAGAGAUACGACAGAGCCGCGUCGCUGUAGAGCCGAGAUUUGGUGUCAAUUUUGCAGAGCAAGACGAGUAUCAACCACGCGAGCCUCGCCGCCAUCGGAGAACCAUUUUUCCCGGGAUUUUCUUCGUUGUUGCUGCCGCCGCCGCUGCUAAACGAGGACUCCUUGUCCUUGAGAAUGGCGGUGAGCGAGUCGCUGUAGUCUGCGAGGAAAACGAUGAAGUUCAUGACGUACCUCGUGAGCGGAUGGACUCCGCCACCAGGAAUCGGCGAUUUCGAGGACUCUUUUGUAAUCGACGAUUGGAAUUCGAUCAUCAUAGAAUUCACGGAUUCGCCGAGUUUUUCCAGAGAUUCAGCCGCCUGCGUUCGGACGGAAGCGGUUGCAUCGUAGCUGAAGAUCUGCUCGAUUUUGGGAAUCAGGUGCAAGAUGGUCUGGUAAACGUCAAGCGUAGGGAAGAUUUUCUCUGCGGUUUUUCUGCAUUUGGCCACGGUUAUCGGGAAGACGAAGAGCGUAAUCUCCACGAAUGCAGACUCGGCGACGGAGACGGAGGAGGAGAAAAUGUGGUCGCAGAGGAUUCGUUCUCCGUUGAACAGAGUGAUUGCUACUCUGGCAACCCGCAGCCAACUUUUGAUCUUCUUUUCCAGAAUCUCCCAUUCCGGUUUCUGCAUCUGCGCGGAAGAGGAAACCAUGCAACUCGCUAUCAUCCUCAAAUCCACAAUAGCUUCAGCAUCUCCUCCUCUCUCGCUACCCAAUUCCGUCGAAGAUUCAGAAUCAAGCUCUCCUUCAGGGCUUCCACUUGUUCUCGUCGUUGUGAUGGAGUCGGAAGAUCCCGAAGACCAGCUGGAGACGGAUUCAGGAUCCAAGAAUCGCCGAUUAGAUUUCAAAACCCGAUAAAACUCCUUCUGCAAAUGCUUCAUAGCUGUCCGCAUCAAUUCCUGCGCUCGAGCAAGCUUAGCGGAGCCAGGAUUCACCAAGAUCACACUCUGAAUCGCCGUCUGCCUUCUCCGCGGUUGUCGGCGGCGAAAAGCGAAGAGAUGCUGCAGGAAGAAGAAGAAGAGUCGUGGGGAUGUGGAGAAACCCAUUGGCGUAUGAAAGCGUCGGCUGCUUCAACGCUGUCGCCGAUUAGAGACUCGGAGAAGCCCUCCUGUUGUGGGCGGAGCUUAGAGGAUUUUGAUAAGGUAGAAGGUUUCAAGAGCACCAUUGUUUCUUUCGUGAAGACAAUGGGGUCGUUCGGUGUGUGGGACUAUUAUUUAGAGAACAGUCUCGAGACCAUCUGUGAACUGGUGCGGCUGCUGCUGGUUCCCGGUGCCACCUGUAAAAGUCUUGACAAUGGCGUAUCCUCUCGCGUUCACAUACUUCCCUGUACCACCCAUGACCCCAAGAUGAGAUUCCGAUGCAGCCGUUCUAUGUACACCGAAGAAACUGAUGCUAUCUUCAUAACCACCACUCUCAAACAUAGCCGUGAAAGCCAUAGUCUGGCUGGUUCCAUCCACCGCGCUUGCCACAGACGAACCCGAUGGGAGUUGACCACCAUUAGCCACGGGGAGACCAUUCAAGAGGUUGUUUCCGUUGUUCUGAAGAAUCCCGACGAGAAGUGGAACGUUGUUGUUGUUGAGGAUUCCGUUGUUGUUACUGUUCGUUGGAACGCCGUUACUGACAGGGAGGUUUGCGCCAUUGGGCUUGGCGAAUGGAAGUUGGCCACUGAGAGCUGCGUUUGCAACGACCCCAGAGCUGAACCACCAAUCGCUGACCCUGCACCUGCGCCCAGACCGGUGGCUGUGGCACCUGAACCAACAGUAGGCAAAGGCCCUGAACCAGCAGCAGGCAAAGGACCCGAACUAGCGAGCGGAAAGGGACCAGAACCUGUGGUUGGUAGGGGACCGGGACCCGGAAUAGUAGCAAGCGGUAAAGGACUAGAACCAGUGGUUGGUAGAGGUCCGGAGCCUGUAAUAGUAGUCAAGGAACCUGAACCGCCUGAGGCUAUACCUGUACCUGAAGUGAUACCAGUUGCAGGACCUGAACUAGCAGUGGGGAAGGUGCCUGAACCAGCCGUUGGUAAAAGACCAGGACUUGUGGUAGGCAAAGGGACUAACCCAGUAUCUUCUUCUUCAACAAGAAGCCGAGCAGAUGAGACAUAA